AUGGCCAUCCUGAUGCCGAACUCAGCUCACGGCUCCACAUCAGUCUCAGAGGAUGAAGCAGGGGAACCAGCAGAGCUCCGGCCACAGCCUCGAGGAAGAAAAGCUCUGUUUAAACGGCAACCUGAACCUCAGUGGGCUACUAAAUCUGACAUCAUUACGAUGACCACUGACCGCAAAACCUUCUUCUCCUCUGAACUGUAA
Molecule: messenger RNA, 201 nt
Organism: Pelobates cultripes (western spadefoot toad)
Lineage: Eukaryota; Metazoa; Chordata; Amphibia; Anura; Pelobatidae
Source: the annotation of a GenBank genome assembly